Molecule: messenger RNA, 7928 nt
Organism: Ornithodoros turicata
Lineage: Eukaryota; Metazoa; Arthropoda; Arachnida; Ixodida; Argasidae
Exons: 14
Coding region: 345-7109 (2254 amino acids)
Biological process (GO): regulation of DNA-templated transcription
Cellular component (GO): nucleus
Molecular function (GO): transcription factor binding; transcription coregulator activity
Source: RefSeq, a predicted model, not a curated record
CUGCCUUCCACAGAAGCAGGUUUCCCAUAUGCGUCGCUUCAGACUCCGCCAGGUGAUCGAUGGAUCUCCAUCUCUUCAACUGAACAUCACUGGAAGUCUAAAGUGAGGUGGGCCAUGGGUCCGGCGUGGGAACAUCGACGACGAUCGUAACUGAAGUGUUCGGCGGAGCCAGGGCACGAUGAGCGCAGGGUACAAGGACUGACACGUGAUCUACCUGGUGCUUGAAAGAAGUACUGAAGAAAAAGCAGGUAUUCGAUCAACCUCCCGUCAACACGUGCCAUCACAGCGAGGGCUCCCAGGGAGGUCACCUUCUUGCACACGGUUGUAACGCGCAAUAAGAGACGAUGACGACCGUUACGACAAAUAAAUCAGAGCUGGAGCUUCACAAACUCCUUGAACGAGCAGUCCUUCUCUCCUACUACGACAAAUUCAUCGAGAUAGGCGGGGACAAUGUGCAGCAGCUUCGUGACUCCAGCGGACACGAUUUCCAGGAGUUGAUCAACAUGGUAGAUAUGGCCAGAAAGCCACCCCACGUCAAGAGGUUCAAGAAAGCACUGGCAGAGUGGAAACCAGACCCAGUUGCAGCAACGUCCACCCCAGCGGAUGGAGCAGAAGGGGAGCUUCACAAGCUACUUGGAGGAGCGGAUCUUCUCUCCUACCACGACAAGUUCAUGGAGAUAGGCGGUGACAAUGUCCAGCAGCUUUUUGACUCCACGGCGGGCGAUUUCCAGGAAGUGAUUGAUCUUGUUGAUAUGGCCAGAAAGCCAUAUCACAUCAAGAGACUGAAGAAAGCACUGGGCCAGUGGACAGGACCGUCAGUCGCGGUAGCGUCCAGUGCGGCUGACGAAUCAGAAGGGGAAGUUCACGAAUUACUUCGACGAGCGGAUCUUCUCUCCUACCAUGACAAGUUCAUCGAACUGGGCAAAGACAAUGUGCAGCAGCUUUGUGACUCAACCGACGAAGACUUCCAGACACUCACCGAGCACGUAGGAAUGGCCAGAAAGCCCCUUCACUUGAAAAGAUUGAAGAACGCACUCAAACAGUGGUCAGGCCAUUCAGCCGUAAUGACGUCCAUUCCUUCAAACGAGUCGGAGCGUGAAGUUCACGAACUGCUUCAGCGAGCGGAUCUCCUCACCUACUACGACAAGUUCAUCGAGAAAGGCGUAGACAAUGUCCAGCAGCUUUUUGACUCGACGGAAGAAGAGUUCCAGGAGUUCAUGGAUCUUGUUGGCAUGGACGGAUUCCCUUUUCACAUGAUGAGGUUCCAGAACGAACUGGAACAGUGGACAGGGCAUCCAGCCGCAAUGACGCCCGUUCCGGCAAAGAAACCGAGACUGUCGGAGAUUCACCACCUCCUUGAACCAGCGCGUCUCCUCUCUUACUGGGAGAAAUUCGAGGAAAUAGGCAUGGACAAUGUGCAGCAGCUUCGCGACUUGACUGACGAAGAGUUCCAUGAGGUCAUCAACCGGGUAGACAUGGCCAGGAAGCCGUUUCAUGUAAAGAAACUCAAGAAGGUACUCGAAGAAUGGACGGGGCCCGCAGGAGUUUGUCGUCUCUUCUCAAGAAGAAUGGCUUCACCGUCUGUAGUUGAUCUGAAGAUGGAAACGUCAGAAGAAUGGAAGGAGGUCAGGAAGGAAAUGCAUCGAGCCAUAGCGGACAGAGAUGAGACCCGUGUUCUAAAGUGCCUGGAUGCUGUGCCUGCCCUGAAAAUGUGGUUAGAUGCCGAUGAAAAUGUAUCUGCUCGCUACAAAGCUGUUGAAGAGAAAGCUUUCCGCAUUCAUGCUCUGCUAGUAUCGCGUGAUUGCAGAGUGAAGAACCACGCAGAAUUAUCGUGUUACGAACGUCUCACACCUCUUGACCGAGCUGAAAUUCAGCGGGAGUGGCAUUACACCACAGAACGCGUGGACUCUUACAUCGACUAUCUGAAAAGCAAAUCACGGAGCGUCACCAGAUGUGAUGACUUCAAUGAGCGAUUGGAGAAGAUGUUCGAGCACCUCUCCAGUGACGAAUUAAACAGGAAUAUUCUGAAAGUGGCUGCAACAGCACCGCACCUACAAGUACUAUUCGACUUCAACAGUGAGAGCGUUCAGCGGACUACGGGACGGAGCAAUAAAGGUGAAGUCGGUCUCACUUUCUGCAACAAACAAAGAGUUUUCAUCGGGGCCAGCACUACAGAAGCAGAAACCUGUGGAACUCUCAUUCACGAGUUAUGUCAUAUGGCACUUCGCCUAGUGUAUAAUAAUGAUUGCAAGCCUUAUUUCUGCGAGGAUACGGAGGGAGAACAGCAAUAUGGAGCCAUUCUGAAUGACAUAAAAGGAAGGAAACACGGACUCGAUGAUCUCAUCCAACUAGCUCUCAGCGAUGAUGAAGAACAAGAGCUAAUUGUACGGAUUCCUCACAUACUGGCCCAAUAUGGUUGCGACGAUAGAAAUAGGGUUCUGGAACGGGAAGUACCGGAACUACGAAAGUUUUUCGAGGAACAUGUCAUACCGGACAUGCGGGAAUACAUUCAGAAUGGCAUUCCAUCCGUAGAAGCAGAACAGAUAGAAAGGGAAAACGAGAAACUCAACAAAGCUUGCGAAACUGGGAAACUCAAUGUCCAAUUCGAGAAACCAAUAAGUAGAAGUCUCUGGGAGAAGGGGUCGCUUCAUAUUGUUACGGGUCCAGAACUGAGGCUUCUCGAAAUAAUGGUUCACAACGCUGUGGAAUCUACUGGUCGACCAUACUUGUUUUUUGAAGCACACGAGAGCUGCCCCACGCUGGACUGUGAUGUGUUAGUGAAGAACAAAUGUGCAUUUGUGCUCGUGACAGUUCGUAAUGUCACACACUUUAUAGAAACUCUUACAUUCCUGAGUGACGUGUCCCGUGUGACCGGAACAAAAGUCAUCUUGCUCGUGGAAGACAGUGAGAAAAAAAACUUGAUCAAAAAAGUGCAAGAAGGUGCAUUAUUUUCCGGGGUGCACGAAGAUCACAGGAUCGACGAAGCAAGCUUUGAGCAUGUCACGAAUAGCUGCAAAAACGAAGUUUUCAAAAAUUCUUGCGUAAAACUUCAAGGUCAAUAUGUUUCACGGCUUCCAGAGGCAAUAAAUAUGGACGCCUUCUUACAGUGCGUUGAGACUGCGGUAUUCCUAAAGCUAUGCGAGUCGAAGAACAUUGACCUGGGACCUCCUCUUCAUGGACUAGAAGAACGUGUUCAGAACUAUUAUGUGGAACGAGAGUGUAGAAGAUCCGUGGAAAUUGACUUAAAAAAAUGCAAUCUAAAAGACGACAGUGAGGCUUUCGCUCUUCUGGGCUGUCCACACAAUCAGGUCGCAACACUUCUACCUCGCGGUUGUGAGCCAAAAGCCAAAGGGGAAUUAACGAAGUUCGAGAAAUUCGUACUCCUCCAAGAGCCACGUGACUACGAAGCUCUCCUGGAAGAUGGUCAUUUCCGAAACAAAGUAGUGCACCUGCUUAAGUUCGACGAACCUCGUAAGAGACUCUUGUGGACCAAAUCAAAUGGUCCUCUCAGUCACCUUCCAAUGACGGGAAAUGAGAGUUACACCGAGGACGCGUUGUUGAAACUGAACGAGAAGGUUGUGUUGUUGAACGUAGAGGAGAAGGUUGUCAUUGUGUCUGGUGCACCAGGUAUGGGAAAGAGUACUCUAGCGAAGCGCUUGUGCACAGAAGUAAAAAAUCGAGAUACGAAGCGGUUGGUGAUGUACGUCGAUCUUCCUCAGAGAAUGGCAUCUGUUAAAACAGCGUUGGCGAGUCAAGCGGAUAUCUGCAGAUAUCUAGCGGAUCUAUGCCAAGUACAAAAAGAUGGUCUAGAGUUCGCUUUGUUCGAGGAAAGUUUGAACGUCGGAAGCCCUUUCGAGAUCGUCUUCAUCUUGGAUGCCUUCGAUGAACUGAACAAGGAAUACCGCAAGUGCGUCUUAGAGCUUACAUCGUCUCUAUCUGAAAAGAAAGCUUGCAAGAUAUAUAUGUUUACUCGCACUGUAUUUAAGUCCCAUGCACAAGAUGCUCUGCACACGGUGUCAUAUGAACUCCUUCCUUUUUCAGACGAAAAUCAGGUGGAGUUCAUUAGAAAAUAUGAGGGAACAGCUCAUUCAACCAAUGAAAAUACUGGAGUCUCCAAGCUGUUCCAGCGACUGCACACGAACUUGAAGGAGACAAACGAGACAAUCCUAGAAACCCCUCUCCUGCUUCGUAUGAUCUUUGAAAUGAAGAAUGGCGAAAUUGCAGAGUCUGAUGAUUACUCUUCGUUACUUAAACGUGCAAACAUAUCAGCCGAUAAGAAUAAGAACUUAUAUAUUGUACACAUGUACAAGUUGUUUGUCUGGUACAAGCACCUUGUAUUCAGAAUUGAAAAAAGAAAAGAAAAUCUCCGCCUACACGCCGUACAAGAGGAGAAUGACUCCGCAGCGCUUCAGUUUUACGAAAACCAUAAACUCCUCGCUAUGAAGUGUAUAUUCCCUCAGGAAACCUUGAAAUACUUAUUGAACAAAGACGAAUUAGAGAAUUUAGAGCCCGAAGGACGUUUAAUGAAGGACGCAGCUAAUAAUUGUCUCAAAGAAGGAUUUCUGAAUGGUCUGAACAACGGAAUUCCAGAGUUCGUUCAUAAGACAUUCGCUGAAUUCUUUGCAGCCGAUUACUUACUGAAAAAAGCGAAAGUAACAGAAAAUUUAGACCUGAGGGAUGUCAUUGUCAAUCUGUACCGUGAAGAAGAAUACAGCGGUGUAAUGAUGUUGUUCGACGCACUGGCAUCGGAGUCCUUUCCCCUUCACUCUGCUGUGAUGAACAAUGACGCUUCAUAUUUUGAGCAGCUCGAUAUCCAAAGAGAGGAUAUGUUGAAAGUCGAUGAGCUCGAAAGGACGCCACUGCACUUAGGAGCCCUGCAUUCUGAUCAAGCAACAUUGAAGAAGCUUCCGAUGGAUGAUGAGCUAAUCACGAAGGAUUUGUUUCAACUGUCACCGUUUGGGUACGCAGAGCUGCGGUCUCCAUGGGACGCAAAAUACGCUGGAGAAUGGAUGGAAUGCUCGCGGACUGAGACUUCGGCUGCGGGAGACAGACUUAACGUGUUAUGCGCUCGAUGCAGUGAGGAAGCAGUGAAACGUUCUACCAAAAAUCUACGCACGUGUGAAACCUUCGAGGAAAAGAGACAUUUUCUUGAACGAGCAAUAUUCACGGCUGUGAGACACGACCUACGAGGCGUUUUAGACGUUUAUCUGACCUAUGUGUCCCCGAGAGAGAGUACAGUAGAUCUGCACAGAGACAUCAUGGACCAAUUAGAAUCACGCAAGGAACGAAGCUCGAAAUGUUCUGCAGAGUCUUCGGUAAUUGGAAACCUUGAUAGUUUUACAGACAGUAGCAUGAGAACUGUCCCUUUUUACGCAAAGUCCGAGACUGUUUGUAAAAUGCUCCUUCCUUACUGCGAUCUGGGAAUUCUUGAUAUGGAUGGAAACACAAUGUUGCACAUUAGCGCGAAGAAGGGAAAUCUGGAGACAACACAGAUUUACCUCGCACAUUUAUCCGUUAACAAUAGAAAUGGACGCUUUCAAACUCCUUUGCACUUGAGUGAAGAUGCAGAGAUUGUGAGGCUACUUCUUCCUCUUUAUUCCUCAGUGAAUGUUCUCGAUUAUAACGAACAUGCUCCGAUAGAUAUAUGUGCAAAGAGAGAUGAUUUGGAGGCCAUGAAGUUGUUACUCCUUCGCACUCGGACAUAUGACACACAUCACAUGAGACCAAAGACAACGCUUCAUGUGGCUUCUGCCUCUCUUUCCCUUAAAGCUGUGACGUUUCUUCUACCUCACACAAAUGCGCACAUGCUUAACGACGAGGGAGAAACGUGCUUAGACGUUGCUUGGACAAGUUGGAAAUAUCUGUCGAGUUCGGAUUCCAACGUUAUGAGGUGUCUCAUACCACACUCGCUCGUGAACUCACCUGAAACGUUCGGCUCAUCACCGUUGUACGUUUGGGCGAAAGAUGGUAGAAGGAAAGCGAUGCAAACUCUAUGGCCUUAUUUGCGACACAGUGACCCUAGGCAUGCACAGAGGAUCAGCAGAAGCUCUGUGGAUGUGCGGAGGGUCUGGGAUUUUCAAAAAGAAAUUUGGUGUCUGAAACUUCUCUUCCUCCAUUUAGAUGACAUCGCUGGUGAUCCUUGUAGCCGUAAACUGCUACAUGAUGUGGCCAAGGACAAGCUACGUGAGAUAAAAGAAGAAAAUUUCAUUAAUUACAUGAAGCUGUUACUGCCGCAUUUAAAUCUCAGUGAGCAGGAUUAUGUAGAACGUAGAGUAAGAAAUGAGGACAUCGUUACGUUAUAUCGGAGAUGGUCGGACAUGAAUAACACCGAUGAUCCCCACAUUGACGAUGUCGACACGGAAAUGGUCGAUGACGAUGGCAGUAUGAAGUUGCUCAUAGAAGCAGAGGAAGGUAAUGUGGAAGCUGUGGAACUUCACCUCUCACAUUCAUCUGUGUGCUUUGCAGAUGAAGAAGGGAACACUGCAUUGCACUGGAGCGCGUCGAAGGGACACACAAAUGUGGUAAAGAUUCUCAUUCCUUUUUAUACAUCAGUGGACGUGAUCAAUGUGCUUCGGAGAACGCCCAUGCAUGAGUGCGCCUCAAAUGGGCACCUGGACGUUGUGAAGUUAUUAUUACUCCGCUCUAGAAUGAGUUUCCGUGACAUGCUUGGAAGGACACCUCUUCACUCGGCCUGUGAAAGUGAUGAAGUUGAUAUCGUGAACUUCCUUCUUCCCCACUCAUUCCCUAAUAUGCGCCAAAUGUUCGGUCGCACGUGCGGCGCUUUUUCCGCUGAAGGAAGGAAGAUGAAUGUUCUUCGAUGCCUCAUUCCUCACUCUCUUAUAAACUGUCCUAAUUGGAUAGGCCAAUCACCAACGCGAACGUGUGCAGAUCAUUAUAUGAGAGAAGAGGUGGUGACAUUAUUGCCAUAUUCUUGUGAUUAUGACGCUGCGAGUUUAUUGACGCCUCCCUUGGUGUCAUUUGAUGAGGACGAUAUCAGUAUGGAAAGAACGCCUUGUCUCAAACUGAUGGUUCUCCACUCAAAUGUCACGGCAGUGCAUGCGUGUUUCCGUGGAACACCCAACCGCAUUCAAAGGAUUUAUGUACUGUAAUCCAAACCUGCGUCCAAAGGAGACUGAGAGAUCAGUAUUCCUGAAUUAUAUUUCUCUCUUGCUUCCGCACGCAAGUAUUUCUGCUAAGGAGGAUGAAGGCAAGAAACUGUUACAAAAAGCCCUCCAAAUUAGUCAAGAUCCCGGAUUGAUUAGCGUGCUUCAGGAAUGGCUCGCAUGAGUGACAUUCAUUCAUGAUGCUGACACUUGUUGGUACCGUGGCACCGAGUGGCACCGAGCUUUCAGUGGGCAUGAGCUCUGCAGAUGAUAACGCAGUUUUCAUAGAGCUUUCAACAGCAGUAUACUGAGUACUUACCUUCAUCCGAUAAAGCACAAAUAUUAGCCAGAGUCAAAAAUGAAACGAAAAAUCGCUUUUGUGAUGGCCGUGGCUAACGAGUUUUUUCUUCUUCUCGUUCCUUAUAUUACAAAGUGCCGUUUAGUAGUAGGUGCAUAAGGUGAUUUGAAAAAAUUUUGUUUUUACCUAUUGUGCUAGUGAUAUGGUUAGCUACGUUAUACAUAACACACUAUUAGAAUACAUGCUGCAUGUGAUUAUAUUUAUAUGGUUCAUCUCACCGUUAGUGGAUAUUACUCUAAGACAGCGAUUGAGCACCAGGUUCUUAAAACAAUGUUGGUCAGUGUUAUAUCCUUUUAGGUUGGUAAUGGAUUGUCAUCGUUGCUCGAAAGAUGUGUCAAGUUUAAUCCAUCUAGCAGGGUGGUACGCUUCAACCCUGGAGAUAUAUGGGGUCCUAUGUUUACCGCCCUUGGUGUCAAAUGUAUAUACCCAAAUGUCAAAUGUAUAUGAAAUAAAGUGUUUUUCGCACA